UAAAUCCCCGCUCUGUGUCGGACAGCCGCCGGCCAAGCCCGCACCCCGCCGCGCAUCCCCCGCCCCGCAGCCGAGAGAGGCGGAGCCGCAUCCCGGGGCUGUGCGCGGCGCUCCGCCCGCCGGGCGCUCUGCGGGAGACAGGGAGGGAGGCGGCGGCGGAGGCCCUUCCCGGUCCGUCCUGUCCCAACGUCCCGCCCCGUCCCGCCCCUCGGCAUGCGGGGCCCGCCGCUGCCCCCGCCUCCAAACUUUCGAUGGUGCCCCGUCGACCGGGAGGAAAGAGCCGCUGCGGGACAGAGCUAUUGCUACUGAAAGGAUGGGGCCCCUGGAAGCAAUGGGUGAAGAAAACCAGACAGAUGAAAUGAAGAUGGAGUUGUUCACCAAGCUGUACUUGCCAAGAUACACCACACCACUCAAUGAACUGGCUCUUGACCCCAAACCAGAACUGAAGGACAGCACAACGCUAGUUGAGGUGCAGAUAAUCCUCAUCUUUGCUUACUGUUCCAUCAUUCUGCUGGGGGUGAUCGGGAACUCUCUUGUGAUCCACGUGAUCAUCAAAUUCAAAAGCAUGCGCACCGUGACCAACUUCUUCAUCGCCAACCUGGCCGUGGCUGAUCUGCUGGUGAAUACGCUGUGCUUGCCUUUCACUCUAGUUUACACACUAUUGGGUGAGUGGAAACUGGGCCCAGUCUUGUGCCACUUAGUGCCUUAUGCCCAAGCCCUUGCUGUGCACGUGUCUACUGUUACGUUGACUGUGAUUGCCUUGGAUCGACAUCGCUGCAUUGUCUAUCACUUGGAAAGCAAAAUCUCUAAGCGUAUCAGCUUCCUGAUCAUAGGAGUGGCAUGGGCAGUCAGUGCCCUGUUGGCAAGCCCUCUGGCCAUCUUCCGCGAGUACUCGCUGAUUGAGAUCAUUCCGGACUUCAAGAUCGUGGUCUGCUCUGAGAAGUGGCCAGGGGAGGGGCAGCUUAACUAUGGCACCAUCUACAGUGUCUCCAUGCUCCUGAUCCAGUACGUGCUGCCUCUGGCCGUCAUCUCCUACGCCUACACCCGCAUUUGGACCAAGCUCAAGAACCAUGUUAGUCCUGGGGCGGGGAACGACCACUACCACCACCGGCGUCAGAAAACCACCAAGAUGCUGGUUUGCGUGGUUGUUGUGUUCGCUGUCAGUUGGCUGCCAUUCCAUGCCUUCCAGCUAGUCAGCGAUAUUGACAGUCAGGUGUUGGACCUGAAAGAGUACAAACUGAUCUACACGGUGUUUCAUGUCAUUGCCAUGUGCUCAACAUUUGCUAAUCCUCUUCUCUAUGGCUGGAUGAAUAACAACUACAGGACGGCCUUCCUCACAGCCUUUCAGUGCGAGCAGCGGCUAGACUCCAUCCACCCUGAAGUGUCAGCAGCUUUCAAAGCCAGGAAGAAACUGGAAGCAAAGAAGAGUCAGUUCCCUGGAGACUCUUUCACACAACCUACCAAUGUCUAAGAUUUCUGACUUUAAAGAAGAAAUGCACAUGUUGUGGACGAAGGAAUAAAUCCAUUCUGACACAUGCAUUUUUAAUGCAUAGUUUUACUCAUAAAAGGUGAAAGAAAAGAGGCAGGCAAGUCAAGGCAGGUGAUAUGAUUUGAGGGGAGUAGGUUGGCACCGCAAGGAUGUGACCACACAACUCCAAAAAAAUAAGAGAGAUGUUUUGUUUGUGGCUGUCUAUAACAUGGUAAGAGACAACCCCAUCCCUCCCAUCUCUACUUGACAAGUCUAAAUGACAAAGGCAGAGUUUGCUGCUUUGGCCAUAGGAAGGUAAAUGGCUGUUUUGUAGCACAGGAGUACUGCUGAUGGCAGCAGGCAACUUGUAUACUGCAUGUAGAGACCAGGGAGUAUAGAAGUCUCCUGGAAGAAUGAAGCCUGUAUGGGGAAAAUGGGCUGUGCCGGUUAAAGCUCAAACUUUUCAGCCACUUUUUCUCCCACAGGGAACUUUUGUGGAGAUGAGGAAAAUAGAUACGGUACUGUUUCUGACUCGCACUGAAGCACUUCAAACCAGAAUAUCCUGAAUGGAUUAGGGGAAAGAAAAAGAGAAAAGGAAAAAAUACCAAAUUUGGUAUGAAGAAAGGUAAAGGUGGAUUUGGGUCAAUCAAAUGGGGUCAAAACUCAUCCUUUAUGAAUUGGCUAUGGUUAUGUUGGUGAGAAAAAUUGCAAGUCUGGGACCUCAUCACUAAUUCUCUGCAGAUCCGUACCUUUAAUUCCACAUUCGGAAGAGCUCAUAAACACAGAGCUUUUAAGUGGCAUUUGAGGGAGGAGAUGCAGGCUCAGGUCUUUUAUGAGCACUUCAUAAACUGCCAAUAUUUUAAUUUUCAAGACCUGCUUAAAUGUCUGACGUGUUAUUAACUCCACAGGCUUUGAAUUGUUGCUGCUUUUUCCCUGCGUAAUAAAACAGCAGAUAAUUUUGAUCUUCUGGAAAGGCUGCUAGAUGCCAAUGUACUUUUUCUUAUUGUGGUGUUAUGUCACACACUCAUCUCAUCUUGGAGCUUUUUCCAUCUUUAGCUUCAGUAAAAAUUAAGAGCAUCUGAAUGAGUGUAACCUAAUAACAGUAUGCUAUGUUUAUGCGAUAACUUAUCAGUUAUUCUGCAUGCUGUAGUUAAUAGUUAAAUUCCUUUUUUUGCUCAGGUAUAAAAUUUUAAUCUGUUUACUGUGCUGUACACAGCGAUGUUCAACUCUUCAGUGUCUUUGUUUAGCCUCUUUGAACUCAUUAAAAAGACGAAGAAAAUUUCUGUCCGUAUUUAUUCCAAGCCACCCUGCUGCUUAUCAAGAAUAAAAAUAAGCGUGAUAGUUUCA
This is a messenger RNA of Tympanuchus pallidicinctus (lesser prairie-chicken), 2815 nucleotides long. It is a transcript of the gene NPY2R, whose product is annotated as neuropeptide Y receptor Y2. The record is from RefSeq and is a predicted model, not a curated record. The transcript is spliced from 2 exons. The coding region runs from base 314 to 1471 and encodes 385 amino acids. Gene Ontology annotation, molecular function: neuropeptide Y receptor activity. Gene Ontology annotation, cellular component: membrane. NCBI's taxonomy places the organism in Eukaryota, Metazoa, Chordata, Aves, Galliformes, Phasianidae. Gene Ontology annotation, biological process: G protein-coupled receptor signaling pathway.